AACAGCUUCCAUGGCCCACGCACAGGGUGCCACCGGGAUGGGCGCGGCAGAAGGUCCCACGGGGCACACGGAGUCUGCUAACUCAUCAAGAGAAAAGAACUCGACAAAUUCUCUGGAACAAAAGAUCAGAUGCUUGGAAAAACAGAGAAAAGAGCUCCUGGAAGUUAACCAGCAGUGGGACCGGCAGUUCAGAAAUAUGAAAGAGCUGUAUGAAAGAAAGGUCACGGAGCUGAAGACGAAGCUGGAGGCCACGGGAAGGCCGCACGGCGCCCUGCAGACGGAACGGCCGCCCCGCCAGCGGGACAGCGACAGUCCCAGGGACGUGGCCCGGGAGCGGGAGCAGCCGCAGCAGCCGCAGCAGCCGCAGGCGGAGGAAAAGGAGAGCCUGAACGGAGAAUUGCAUGAGCUGAAGAGAGAAAAUAAGGUUUUAAGGGAAAAGAAUGUUCUCGCGAGCAGGAAGGAGGAGUGUUACGAACGUGAAAUAAGACGCCUUAACAAGGCACUGCGGGAUGCCUUGAGAGUUGAGGGCGCCUCCUCUCCCGAGGGCCGUUUGGCGAAGCCUGCACAGGGGCGCAGCCAAGACGAGAUGAGAACGGAAGUGGAGGUUCUCAAACAGCAGGUGCAAAUAUACGAGGAAGACUUCAACAGGGAGCGAUCGGACCGGGAAAGGCUCAAUCAAGAGAAAGAGACGCUACAGCAAAUUAAUCAAACAUCUCAAUCCCAGUUGAAAAAGCUGAAGUCUAAGUUAAAAGCUUGUGAGAUGGAGAAAGAAAAACUAGAAAAGCAGCUAAAACAGGUGUGCUUGCCCACCUGUCGCUGCAGCUUCGGCGUCCACCUGUGGGAUCGACGCGCACACGCCGGGCCCGGGGCUGUGCAGGAUCUGGAGAGGCGCCCACCGGACUGUCGGUGGUGCACUCCUGACCAGCUUCCGCCAGAUGUGCAGCACAAGGCCAAUGAUUUCUCCUCCAAAAAGAAGGUCACCCCGUAG
Pteronotus mesoamericanus is the source of this 988-nucleotide messenger RNA. RefSeq names its product TNFAIP3 interacting protein 3 (gene TNIP3). The record is from RefSeq and is a predicted model, not a curated record. Lineage: Eukaryota; Metazoa; Chordata; Mammalia; Chiroptera; Mormoopidae. The transcript is spliced from 11 exons. Gene Ontology annotation, biological process: cellular response to lipopolysaccharide; regulation of transcription by RNA polymerase II. Bases 11 to 988 code for a protein of 325 amino acids.